This is a messenger RNA of Nannospalax galili (Upper Galilee mountains blind mole rat), 3349 nucleotides long. It is a transcript of the gene Pecam1, whose product is annotated as platelet and endothelial cell adhesion molecule 1. Gene Ontology annotation, biological process: cell surface receptor signaling pathway. The transcript has 17 exons. Gene Ontology annotation, molecular function: transmembrane signaling receptor activity. The record is from RefSeq and is a predicted model, not a curated record. Bases 133 to 2346 code for a protein of 737 amino acids. Lineage: Eukaryota; Metazoa; Chordata; Mammalia; Rodentia; Spalacidae.
AUUGUUCAGGGUUUCCAGCCAUGGCCGCCAUUACCUGACCAGCAAACAGCACAAGAGUUGUCUCUGUGGGAGCCUAGAGAAGUUUUCAGAGUAGUUUGUGCUAUCCACUGGCCCUCAGCCUUGGCUCUCAGGAUGCAGCAGAGGUGGGCCCCAGUCAGCAAGAUGCGGCCAGCAGCCCUGCUCAUGUUGCUGUUCUGUUCAAGCCUCAAGGCUCAAGAAAACUCGUUCACCAUCAACAGCAUCCACAUGGAGAGCCUGCCAGCCUGGGAAGUGUUGAAUGGGCACAACCUGACCCUAAAGUGCCUGGUGGAUAUCAGCACCACUUCACAAGUCAGGCCUCAGCACCUGGUGCAGUUCUAUAAGGACGACGUGAUGCUGAACAACGUCACCUCCACAGAGCACACAGAGAGCUACUUUAUCCCCCAAGCUCGGGUCUUCCACUCAGGAAGAUACAAAUGCACUGUGAUUCUCAACAACAAGGUGAAAACCACUCAGGAGUACCAAGUGGUGGUGAGAGGAGUGCCCAACCCCAUGGUGACACUGAACAAAAAAGAGGAAAUAGAAGGUGGAAUUGUGACAGUCAAUUGUUCUGUGCCAGAAGAAGAGCCGCCAAUAUAUUUUAUAAUUGAAAAAAAUGAACUUGAUGCAAAAAUUGUCAAGCAAAGAAGAGAGAAGAAUUCAAACCAGAAUUUUGUGAUCAUGGAAUUCCCAAUUGAGGAGCAGGACCAUCUUUUAGUGUUCACCUGUCAAGCCAGGAUCAUGUCUGGAAUCCAGCAGCAGACCUCUGAGUUCACCAGGAGUGAAUUUGUCACUGUGCGGGAGUCAUUCUCCACUCCCAGGUUCCACAUCAGUCCCCGUGGAAUAAUCACAGAAGGAGAUCAGCUCCAAAUGAAGUGCACAGUUCAAGUGACACACUUAGUCCAGGAGUAUCCAGAAAUUAUAAUCCAGAAGGGCAAGACGAUUGUGGCCACCACCAAACAUAGCAAUGAGGCUGUCUACUCAGUGAUGGCCUUGGUGGAGCACAGUGGCCACUACAAGUGCAAAGUAGAAUCCAACCGCAUCUCCAAGGCCAGCAGCAUCGUCCUCAACAUCACAGAAUUAUUUCCCAAGCCAAAGCUGGAGUCUUCCUCCAGUCUUCUGGACCAAGGCAAAAGGUUGAGCCUGUCAUGCUUGGUCCCAGGCACACCUCUGGCCAACUUUACCAUCCAGAAAGAAGAUAUGAUCCUGUCACAGGAUCAGAAUUUCAGCAAGAUUGCUGAAGAGAAGGACAGUGGGGUGUACACCUGCACUGCAGGCAUUGGCAAAGUGGUCAAGAGAAGCAGUGCGGUGCAGAUCACAGUGUGUGAAAUGCUCUCUACGCCCAAGAUUUUUCAUGAUGCCAAGUCUGAGAUCAUAAAAGGACAUACCAUAAGCAUCAGCUGCCAGUCAAUAAAUGGAACUGCACCUAUCACAUAUCACCUUUUAAAAGCAAUGAACAUUUUCCGGAGUUAUACAAUGACCUCAAACGAUCACGCAAUAUUCACAGACAGGCCAAUCAAAGAUGUGGAGUACCAGUGCAUGGCAGACAAUUGCCAUUCUCACUCUGAGAUGGUCAGUGAGGUCCUGAGGGUCAAGGUGAUAGCCCCGGUGGACGAGGUUACAAUUUCUAUCUUGUCGAGUAAUGAGGUGAGGUCUGGGGAUGAAAUGGUGCUUCUCUGUUCUGUGAAAGAAGGAACCUUUCCAAUCACAUAUAUGUUUUACAAAGAAAAGGAAGACAAACCCUUCUACCAAACCGUCAUGAAUUCCACCCAAGCAUUUUGGCACAAGCAACAGACAAGCAAGGAUCAGGAGGGACAGUACUAUUGCACAGCCUCCAACCAAGCCAUUCUUACUAGGAGCAGUCCCCGGAGCAGUACUCUGACAGUCAGAGUCUUUCUUGCUCCAUGGAAGAAAGGACUUAUUGCAGUGAUUGUCAUCGGAGUGAUAAUAGCUACCCUGAUAGUUGGGGCCAAGUGCUACUUUCUGAGGAAAGCCAAGGCCAAGCAGAUACCAGUGGAGAUGUCCAGGCCAGCAGCUCCACUUCUGAACUCCAACAAUGAGAAGGUGUCGGAGCCCAAUGUGGAAGCCAACAGUCAUUACGGUUAUAAUGAUGAUGUUGGAAACCAUGCAAUGAAAACCCCAAAUCAAAAUAAAGACCCUCAGAACACAGAUGUGGAGUACACAGAAGUGGAAGUGUCCUCAGUGGAGCCUCACCAAGCUCUGGGAACGAAAAGCACAGAGACGGUGUACAGUGAGAUCCGGAAAGUCGACCCUAAUUUCAUGGAAAACAGAUAUUCUAGAACGGAAGGCUCCCUUGAUGGAACAUAAGACAAUGAAGGCAGGUGCACAUCCCUGGGAGGACGUGUCCACGUCCCAGAGCAGAUGAUUCCCGGAUUCCAAGAGCUCUGUGCACUUAUUUAUGAACUGAUCCUACCCCCGCUGAACAUAGCAAUUUCUCAGGCCAAGUCAUCAGUUCCUAAAUUCAUUCUGCCUCACUGAUGUUGGGUAUAAAGGGAUACAGAAGUGCUGUUCCGCUGCCAACGUUGCCCUCCUUCCAAGCUGGAGCAUCCUUACAAUUUGGAAGAGUGGAGAGAGGUAACAGACCACUGGAACAUUUUUGAAGCUUGAAUAUUUUGUCUUGGACAGAUGAAGAACUCCAUUUGUCUUCCUACGCAGAAACCAGUUUCUGUUUUGUAGUAAAUUACUUUUAGCAAAUGGCCUGUUCUGGGGGCUACUUUUUGUUUUGUUUUGGUUUGGGGUUUUUGUUCUCUUUUCUUUUGGUCUUUCGAAGGCCUGUAGUUCUGGGCCCUCCUUGUUCUUUGGAAGUAUACAAACCCUGAUCAGACAGCUUUGCCUGGUCCUCUCUAUGACCUCACUCACAAAGAGAACAGCUGCUUGGGAGCAACCCUUUUGAAAUGGCCACUUAAAAGACAAGCUUCAUUCAGGCAGUGCUGAAAACAGGAGGAUGUGGCGUGAGCACAGACAUUUUUAAGCUGCUUUCUAGGACUUUCUUUUCCUCUCCCAUGCUGAAGGCCAAACGAUGACAGAUGGUUGACUACAGCAAAUAUUAUUGUUUUUAGUAGAAGAGGGAAAUAUAUACUUUCCUCACUAAUUCUUUAUUUAUUCCUUGCUAAAGAGAUAGUCUCUUGAGGUCCUGAGCUGUUUCCAAGGAGCGGGAGGGUGUCUUGUGUGGGUAGAUAGGGCCACUACCAUUUUGCCCUGGAUGGACUAUACCUAACCUGAAUUACCUUCUCUGUUCAUCUUAGCCACAUGGCUGCAGGGCCCCUGAGGUGUGUUGUAUUAAAUAAAUUUGAUUUUUACUCUUCAUAAA